AUGAAGUUUGCUUGUAGCAUUAAAUUACGGGGAGUAUACGCCGUCGGACUAAAAUGUGUCACGGACAUUUCACCGGACUUUGACAUCACCAAGGUAGAAAAUUUGGAGUUUGGUAUCGAGAACCUUGAGAAACGGUGUUGCACACUUCACGUACUCUACGAUUGUUUCAUAGAAAAUGGCAAGGAGCAGUGCCCGGCUGAUGGUGAUGAGAAAUAUUCAGAUUUGGAAACUAUACUAAAUAACGCCAAAAAUGUCCUGGAUGAUGAUACUUGUAAGGAUCAUACAUAUUUAGCCGAUCAAAAAACAUGUAGCGGGGCAUCAGGUUUAAUUCAC
Oppiella nova is the source of this 333-nucleotide messenger RNA. The record is from the annotation of a GenBank genome assembly. Lineage: Eukaryota; Metazoa; Arthropoda; Arachnida; Sarcoptiformes; Oppiidae.